This is a messenger RNA of Rotaria sp. Silwood2, 2796 nucleotides long. Lineage: Eukaryota; Metazoa; Rotifera; Eurotatoria; Philodinida; Philodinidae. The record is from the annotation of a GenBank genome assembly.
AUGCCUUCUUCUAUGGUAAAUGAUCGUCAUACUGAAGUAACGGAUAACAAUGAUGAUGAAUCUGAAUGUGAUACCAAGGAAUACUAUUCCAGAGACAAAACCUUGAAACUACGUGAAAUUUAUAUUCCAACUUGCAUGGAACUUUUUUAUCGAGAAAAUCCACUUAAAAUUGUUCGUUGUCAAGGAACAUAUAUGUAUGAUGAAUUAGGCAAUAAAUAUUUAGAUUGUAUUAAUAAUGUUGCACAUGUUGGUCAUUGUCAUCCAUAUGUUAAUAAACAAAUCUAUAGACAAAUGGGUGCAUGUGCAACAAAUAAUCGUUAUUUACAUGAUAAUACUGUUAUUCUUGCUGAAAAAAUUUCUAAAACCUUACCAAAAGGUCUUGAACAAGUUUUUUAUACAAAUUCAGCAUCUGAGGCAAAUGACUUAGCAAUUCGUUUAGCUAGAGAAUAUACAGGAAAUUAUGAUAUUCUUGUACUUGAUAAUGCCUAUCAUGGUCAUUUAAUAAGUGUUGUCGAAUUAUCUACUUAUAUGUAUAAGAAAAUGACGAACCAAUCGAAAAUGCCCGAACAUGUUCAUGUUGUUCCAACACCUGAUGUUUAUCGAGGAAAAUUUCGUGAUAUUGAUUAUAAUAAUGAUGAAGCUAAAUUAUGUCAGUUAUAUGUUGAUGAAGUUCGUCGAAUUGUUGAAGAAGCUGAAUCACGUGGACGUCGUAUAGCAAUAUUUUUUCUUGAAACAUUACAAUCAUGUGGUGGACAAAUUAUUUACCCGAAAGGAUAUCUUAAGAAAACAUUUAAUUAUCUUCAAUCAAAAGGUAUUUUUUGUCUUGCUGAUGAAGUACAAGCAGGUUUUGGUCGAUGUGGUACACAUUUCUGGUCAUUUCAAUCUUAUGAAGAAGAUAUUGUUCCUGAUUUUGUUACAUUGGGUAAAUCAAUGGGUAAUGGAUUUCCAGUUGCCGCUUUAGUAACUCGUAAAGAUAUUACAAAUAAAUUUACUAUUGAUGGUAUUGAAUAUUUUAAUACCUAUGGUGGAAAUCCUGUUAGUUGUCGAGCUGCUAUUGCUGUUCUUGAUAUUAUUGAAAAAGAACAUUUACAAGAAAAUGCUUAUGAAGUUGGUCUUUAUUUUUUAAAUCAAUUAAAAGAACUUGGAAAAAAAUAUGAAAUGAUUGGUGAUGUACGUGGUCGAGGACUUUUUCUUGGAAUUGAAAUUGUGCGUAAUCGAGAAAAACGUGAACCAGGCAUUGAAGAAGCAAAAGAAAUUAGACAGAAAUUUCGUGAACAUUUUGUAAUUGUUUCACUUGAUGGACCUGAUAAUAACGUGAUUAAGUUUAAAUCACCAAUGUGUUUUUCAAAAGAGGAUGCUGAUUAUUUUUGUAGCAAACUUGAAAUAAUAAUAAGAGGAAUGGCAAAGACAUCAUUAACAAUGGCUGAAACAUCAUUAGAUAGUAUACCAAGCAUCUUUCAAGAUCUUCGUACGUCAUUUAAAUUUGGUAAAACAAAAUCCAUUGCAUGGCGUAAAAAACAAAUUGAACAAUUAUAUAAAAUGUGUGAUGAACAAAAAGAAGUGCUUGCUUCAGCAGCACAUGCUGACUUUCAUCGACCAAAUGCAGAAACACUUUUAUAUGAUUGUGGUGUUAUUCGUAAUGAAUGUAUUCAUACACUUAAUCAUAUUGAUCAAUGGGCACGUGAUGAAUAUCAUUCAGAUUCAUUAGCAUAUGCUACUAUGGAUAAAUGUGUUCAUCCUGAACCAUAUGGUAUUUGUUUAAUUAUUGGAGCAUGGAAUUAUCCAUUUUUAUUAACAUUAUCACCAUUAAUUGGUGCAUUAGCUGCUGGUAAUUGUGCUAUUAUUAAACCAUCUGAAUUAGCACCUAAUUCAGCUGCGAUUGUUGCAAAAAUGGUUGAACAUUAUCUUGAUCCAUCUUGUGUUCGUGUUGUACUCGGUGCUGUUGAUCAAACUCAAGCAUUACUUAAAGGUGAUAUUGAUCAUGUUUUUUAUACUGGUUCAACAAUGGUUGGUAAAAUUGUAAUGAAAGCAGCUGCAGAAAAAAUGAUACCCGUAGUACUUGAAUGUGGCGGUAAAUGUCCUGUUUAUGUUGCUGAUGAUGCCAAUAUAGAGGUUACUGCUACACGUAUUGCAUGGGGCAAAACUAUUAAUUGUGGACAAACAUGUUUAGCACCUGAUUAUAUUUUAUGUUCAAAAACAACGGAAAACCGUCUUAUACCGGAAAUAGUCAAAGCUUGGCAAUCAUUCUAUACUGAUAACCCAAUUAAUUCAGAUUCGUAUUGUCGUAUUAUUAAUGGGCGACAUUUUGAACGUGUAAAAAAAUUAAUUGAUACAACAAAAGUUUUUCAUGGUGGACAAACAGACGCUAAUCAAAAUUAUAUUGCACCAACAAUUAUGACAAAUGUAAAUGGAACCGAUAAAGUCAUGCAAGAAGAAAUCUUCGGACCACUUCUUCCAAUAAUAACAGUUAAUAAUGAACUCGAAGCUGUUGAAUUUAUUAAUAGUCGACCAAAACCAUUAGCUCUCUAUAUAUUUACAGCAAAUAAAAAUUUAGCUAAGAAUGUUAUCAAUUCAACAAGUUCUGGUUCAACUUGUGUUAAUGAUGUUAUCUUCCAAAUAGCUCCACCAUGCUUACCAUUUGGUGGUGUUGGUGAAAGUGGUCUUGGAAAUUAUCAUGGUAAAUAUUCAUUUGAUACAUUUAGUCAUAUGCGUGCAGUUGCUUAUUCAUCUACAUGGUCGGAAUUUCUUGUUUCUAAACGUAAUCCACCUUAUAAUCCGAAAAAACAGCUAAUUUAG